GGCUGUGUUGACUCCCGCCCCCAGUGGCCUCGGCUCCACUUCCUGUCUGCUAUAACUUCACUAUUCAUCAUAACCAACACAGCAGGGUAGCGUUCGCACAGCGGCUGAUAACGCCUGAUGAACACAAAGCUGCCUGGGACUGAUCAUGACACAGCAGGAGCAGCAGGAGUUCACAGAGAGCCUGGAGGCGGCCCUCUCCUGGAUGCGGGCCAUCCAGGAGAGGCUGAAGGCCAAUGACAAUACCCAGGGGCCCCGUGAUGCCCUGGAGGGCCGACUCAGGGAAACAGAGAAAAUCCAUCAGUCGGAGCAUGAGGGUCGUGUGAAAAUGGACAUGGCGCUGGUGGCAGCUGAGAACCUUUUGCAGAGCGGAGACGAAGAGCUGAGGAACCAGACCCACGCUAAGCUCAAAGACCUGAAGAGCCUGUGGGAGGAGACCUGCACUUAUAUCAUCCACUGUCACAGUCGCAUUGAGUGGGUGUGGCUCCAUUGGGGCGAGUACCUGAAGGCCUAUGAGGAGUUUGAGCUGUGGCUGACAAGGCAGCAGCGCAGUCUGGAUGUUGGGGUGGAGCUGCAGCUGGGGGUGAAGGAGAAGCUUUGGCAGGUGGACCAGCAGAGGGUAGUGGUGAGCGACAUCCACGGCCAGGCGGCAUUGCUGGAGAGGCUGCUGGACGAGGCUGCUGCACUGUACAACAGAACCCAGGACCCCAGUGUGGAGCCCCAGGCUCAGGAGAGGCUGCAGGAGGCCUACAACGAUGUCCGUGACAGAGCUGAGGAGCGCCUGUCGCUGCUUCAGAAGAUCGCUGAGGAGCACCAGACGUACCAAGGAUGCGUUCAAAAGUUCCAGUCCUGGCUGCUGUCAAAAACCAAGGAGCUGACUGAUCUGAUGGAGAGGGAGGAUACAGCUGAGAACAAGCUCAAAGCCUUACAAGCUCUGGACGAUAGCGUGGCUGGCGAGGAGAAGACCCUGCAGCAUAUCGAGGGAGCAGCAGAGGCGGUGAGGGCCAACACUUCUCCUGCUGGGGCAGAGGUGGUGGUGGAAGAGGCUGAGGAGCUGAGGCUCGGCUGGCAGAGGCUGAGGCAGGGCCUGUGUGAGGCUGAUGAGGGUCUGCGCUCCAGCCUGGACUCCCACAGUCAGUACAUGGCCAGAUGCCAGCGGCUGGGAGAAGACAUCAGCCAUCUCAGGGUGCUGCUUCAGGGGCUGGACCACGAACUGGAGGAAGGACGCGGGGCUAAGGAGCGCACUGACCGGACCGAGGAGCAGAUGGUGGGCCAGUGGAGGAAAUACACAGGUGUGAGGAAUACUCUGGCAGGGGAGGAGUCCCAAGUGGAACUGCUCAAGGCUCAGCUCAAGGAGCUCUUCAGGUUCUCAGAGGACUCGCGCCACCUUUCUGAUGAUGUCCUGGCUGUUGUCAAAGAACAUCAGAGUGUGAAAUGCAGAGCAACGAGGCUGUGUUCAGAGUCAGAGUCAGGCCUGAGAAACAUCCUCCAGGACCCGCUGCUGGUCUAUGCACAGUGGAGCCACAUGGUGUCUCAGGUUCUAGAGGCCUCUGCUGAGGUUACUGACUUCUCCCACAUUGCCAUGUUGGUCCAGAACAUAGAGCGUCUGCUGAAGGACAGCAUUCAGCUGCAGGAGCGUCUCAGUCUACUGCAAGUGAAGGGGGACCUGCUGGAAUCUGUGUUUGGUCCCGACAGGUCUGACGGCCUGCAGAGCGAGCUGAGCUCUGCCAUCCGGAACAGAGAGCUGCUGCACACUCAGCUGCUGCAGAGGAAGAGCAGGCUCCAGGGCUUAAUCUCAAGAACCAAGGACUUCGGUGACGCCUAUGAGUUGAUUCGCUCCAAGCUGGCCGGUCUCCGGGACCAACUGGUGGCAGCUGACAGCCUGCAGCCUGACAUCCUGGCUAAGAAAAGCCAGUCAGACCAGUUCAGGGUGAUCCAGAAAGACCUGGAAGACUGUGAAGCCCAUAUCACAGCGCUGGAGACUCUGGUCUCAUCCAGUCAGAGCAACAGGACUCAGUUUGAGAGGCUCUAUGCUGAUUGGAAACAUCUGUACAAGGCAGCUAGGGUGAAGGUGCAAGAGAGUGAGGACAGCAUCGCAGACCACGAGAGCUUCCACGACAGUCUGCUCAACAUUGAGAAGUGGCUAAUGAUCAUGAAGCAGAAGCUAGAGUCCUUCCACGGCCCCUCAGGAGAGUGGAGCAUAGAGGGCCGCCAGCAAGAAGCUGAGAGAGCACUGGGAGAGUUUCCAGAAAAGGAGCUCCAGCUGCAGCAGAUGGAGGUCCAGGGUCAGGGGGUUUUGGAGAGGACUUCAGAGGAGGGACAGGUCCACAUUCUACGAGACAUUAAGCGCCUACGAGAAUCAUGGUUGGCUCUGUACAAUAUGAGUCUCAACCUGCACAGGCUGCUGAACAGCUCCACAGAGCAGACUGAGCCUGACUUAUGGAGAGUUGAAGGCCCGUCUGCAGACAGCACAUCCCUGACAACAAAGCUCAGUGUGGGGGAGGGAGACAGUCAGGUCAGGGCACGAGUCUCCAGGAGCCAGAGAGGCCAACAACAAGACAAGUCAGCUGAGAUGUAUGGAGCUGUGACUAGCUCUGGGCCACGAAGAGGAGGAAGCCUGGAGGCAGAGGCAGGAGAGGGGGUGAUGAUGGGGCAGGGUGGGUGGAUCCAAGGCCAUGGUGAAGGUCACCUCAUUCUGUCUGGACAGGAUAAUAAACAUCUCAGCCCAUCAAGGACAGGCGAGGACAGUGGACGCUCCUUUAAAGGAGAAACAGUAGAUUCUUCUGCAUGGAGCUUUUUCGGCAGAGCACAACAGAAAGGUACCAAAGACACCACUGCUGAUGGAAGCCCCAACAGUGAGACAUCCGCAGUGGGUGGCAGCAGCAUUUUGGCCGGAGACAGAGGGGGUGCAGCACUGACCACAAAGGUCAGCUAUGGUGAGGGGCGCAGAACAAGUUCUGGUGAAGGCAGUGUGGAGGCAGGAGAAGGCCUGAGCCCAGGAGGAGGAGCGUUCACGCUGUUCAGAAGGGAAGCUUCCAAACAACCAUCAACAACACCGACGCAACAAACAUUGGGGGGCACGGGACAGUCCAGAUCCAGGAGGAGGGAGUUUGAGGCCUGGCUGUCCAAAGAGAAUGAACUCCUCUCAGGGAUCCUCAGCAUGAAGGGAGCAUCACUCAGCGCCAAACAACUCAAGAUCCGACAGGACACGCUUCAGGCUCUAAGGGCAAGACUGACCUGGGGUCAGGAGCAGUUCCAGCUGUUGCUGCUCCAGGAGAGUCAGGGCAGUGAGGCUGGUUCUGGACCAGCAGAAGAUGUGGAUUUGGAGGAACUUCGCUACCGCUGGAUGCUCUACAAGUCCAAACUGAAGGAUGUGGGAGACGUCAGGGUCAGGGCCAGCGCCAAGAAACUCCAAGUCAAACAAGAGGAGCCGGCCAUCACAGCAAAGGUGCAAAAGAAGCCCGGCUUGUGUCAGCGUGUGUGUCGGUAUGCCCUUCCUCUGUGGCUCCUCCUCCUGGCUCUGCUGCUCCUGGCCUUCCUGCUGCCCCUCAUGGAUGAAGGCAACAGCUGCUCCCUCUCCAACAACUUCGCCCGGUCCUUCAACAUCAUGCUGCGAUACGACGGACCCCCACCCACAUAGGAAAACACCUUUGGAUAGAGUAAUGUUACAUCUCACUCUCUACUGCAGCUUAUGAUGCUAUAAUGGGCCUUGGCUUAUGUAGGAAUGUUGACCUCUGACCUCCGAUCAUCAUGACUGUAACAAACCAAAAGCAGGACCACAACCUUCAGUUUAAUCUAAAGGCUUUGCAACAAAUCUAAUACUCAUUUUAAAAAUGACUCAUCUAACUAAUAGCUUUGCUAACACCAGUGAAUCAGUGACACAAUUUUCCUCCUUUAAUAUCACCUCUACUAUGGACCACAAUCUGUGAAGGAAACACAACUGAGAGUAGCACGCACAUCUGUAAACAACAAAUCCCACAAUUCUCUGAUGCUUCUACACAUUCAGAACCUCACAGCCCAUGAUUCUUUGCUGUUAAAAAUCAUGAUCUUUUAACUAUCAAACAACUAUCAUGAAGAAUAAAGUCCUGUAGGACUACAAGUCCAGCGCUCAUUAUAAAUAUUUCACAGUAUUAUAAGCGCUCUGUACAAGCUUAUACAUCCUAUAACCAAAGUCAUUUUUCUGCAAUCUAUCAGCAUCAUGAGUUUCUAACAUCUUAAAUAUGGUAGUCAGCUUUUAUCUAACGGAGAUGAAAUUAUGUUCAUCUGAACUUUAAAUAACUUUGCUCAUUUAUAAUCACCAAUAUAACCUGUUAGAGAUGCUUGGUAGAAGUCACUUUACAGCAGCCAGUUGUUGCAAUCAUGGAAAAAAAAAAAUUGCUCAGUGUGUUAUAUCAAGAAAUAGUUCCUGUUUAAUAAGAAACUAUUAGUAUAGCACACCAUCAUAUGAUUGAAACUUUAACAUUAUGACACAAAACCAACAAAUCAUAUUAAAAUGUCAGAUGCUUCUGUGAUACGCCAGCUAAUCUCAUUGGUCAAGAAACAAAAAAAACAUAAUUUUCCACACAUUAAACUUGACAAGACACAAAAAGAGACUCUUUCAGAAGGUGUCAUUUGACUGGUAGUCAUAUAAAGUGAUGUCAUGCUUUAAGUGGGCUGAGAGAUGCUUAUCCAAAGUCAGUUGGUCCAUACAAAUGUGUGUCAUGUGCCAGAUGAUCUAAACCAAAGACUACAACAGAUAUGACAGCGGAUAUGACACUGUUGAGCUCUCUCAUAAGCAACAGCUGCUAGUUUUAGUGCCACCCUCCAGUGGUCAGGCUUAGAAAACCAACAUAGACUCCCUGAGAUAAAGCAAUGCUUCAGCCAAUGUUGUGCUAAUGAUAUGUAGCAAUGCUAAAUAACUAGAUUGCAAAGAGCUACAAGGUGCAGCUUUAUAUGUUUUUUAAAUCAUGUUUAAUCUUUUAAUUAUUUAAUGUCAAAAAAUAUUGUGUGUUCUUAGUUUUACAAAAUCAGCCAGGACUGUCACUGUGUGUUCAUACUGAGAGCAACUUGGCUAAUGCUAAUCCCUCUGCAGUGACCUAAACAGAGACAUCAUACAUUUUCACCAUCAUCAUAUUGACUUUUCGGGUACCCGCGUGUACCAGACUCAAUGCAGGACUCUGCUUUGCCCAUUGUCAUAUAUCCCUGUGUGACUGUGGCACUUAACACACAGCAGUCAUGGGCUCAUGGGCAAUGGUGUUCUUUAAAUGCUGCCAAACACAGAAAUAUUAAAUCAAUAAUAGUACACCCCUGUCUACACAAAUGCAGUGACCUGUACGACAUACUGUCAAGCAGGGUGGUGUUCCAAAAGCUAGAUUUUUAGGAAUAACAAAAUGUCAGUGUGAUUUUGAAUAUAGUUUUCUUACUUUGGGAACAGGACCCAGACAUUCUGGUGUAACUUCAACACUCGGUUGUGGAUUCAGACUUUAGGACAACAGCAUACAUUACAAAUAAAUGUACAAGACAAACGGCACAGUCAGAGGGAGGCAGAUAGACAUUUCUAAAUGAAUUCAACUCGAAAAUACCCCAAACUUUGUUGAAGAGUUGUUGAUCGUGUUGCUCACAGUGUGGACACACACACACACGGUCGACUGAUCCAGUAACAAUUUAGUCGAAGUGGUACACAUGAAGAACGAAUGAUUGAUUGAUGACAGUUGAUUAACGGUUAUCCAAUGAAGGGCUGUCUGUCUGUGAUAGGGUUAGAGUUAGGGCACUCUACUCAUGUAGCUCUCCUCCCUACACUCCCUUCUCCUUUCAUAGAGUGUGACACAUUUCCUAAUGGAAACCACAUUUAAUGCUCUGGUUUAUGUUUGAGAAGGACAGUCAUAAUAUAUGUGUAGUAUUUGCAGAAUGUACUUUGAAGAACCAAAAAUGCUCCCUUUUAGGUUGUUUCUGUCUGUAGAAUAUUCAACAGUACAUAUCAAAGAUCUUUUGUGUUCUUGAAUGUAAGCUUUUUAUUUUUAAUCUUUAUUUUGAUCCUGUUAGCACUGAUUACAUAACAGAUAAUCUGCUACUACUGAUGCAGGAAUGAUCGUUAUACUGUAGGUCUGUUCAUGUUUUUUUUUUUUUAACUGUACAGGCAUCUCAUGAGAGCUGUUUAAACCUAAUUUCUCUUCUGAAGGUGCUACUUUGGCUUGAAUACAGUGAUCAGUCUUUUUCACAGCCUAAACCACCAGUGACAACAGUUAGAGAGCCGUCUGCUAUGGCCCCCGACAAUCUCUUGGACCACAGUGUACUCUUGGUUCCAGUGCCCAAGUUGUAAACCUGGCAAUCCCCCUUUUUUGUGUGUGCAAACCCAAAAUAAUCUGCAAUCACUUUUUUAUCCUGCAUUAUCUCUCUUCUCACACCACACACACUCCUAAAAAUACACCCACACACCUCCACACACCCUCAUACACAGCUUCUUUCCCUAUUUUGGCUGAGUUUGUGUGUGUUAUUGACUUAUGUUGCUAUGGCAACAGUGACCAAAUCAAGUUAUCUUCUUGUACAGCAAGUGUCUUUCUUUGCCACAACUUUACAGGUACUCCAGCAUGUUUCUAAUGUGAUGUUAAAUUCAGUUUUAUUUGGAAAUGAAAGAGCACAGGUGAGGACACUAAAUCGUGACUGUCCCAGGUUAGACAUAAAAGUAUAACUCCCAAAAUGGAAACCUUCUGACAGCCUCCACACUGUGUAUUUUAAUGGCCAUCAGUAAAAUGUUUUGGAUUUUCCAAUGGCACAGGAAAGAAAGAAGGUGCUGUUCUUUCCGCACAAAAAAAGAACUUGUGUGUUUUAUGCUGUGUUCACAUUAUUAUCGAAAAAUAGCUUUUCUUUUAUGAGUGAUAUAUCAUCCUUUAGAUUAAGAUGUAAUGUAACAAAAAUGCUGUUUAAGUCUGUGCUAGAGCUGUUCAGAAAUUACAUUUUGAUCACAUGAGAACUAACAUGUUACUCAUUCAAACUCGUUCAGGUGCAGCACACAAAGCCUAGCUGCAAACUGCACUGUUGAAUUAUCACUGUGUUCAUUAACUGUCUCUGCUGCCUCACUGACGGGCUAGCAGGUGACUUCAGAUCCGAUCACAAGUGGACAGUCGGGACACGUUUCUGUCACCACCAUGGAUGUAUAAAGAGAAUUGGAUAUAGUGUUGGAGGCUGGGGCCUCAUUCACCGUUUACUCUUUCAAACUCUUGCUGCAUGCUCACUUGCUCACACACAAGUGAUGUCAGCAGAAUACAACACGUCUCUUUCUGUAGGGCAAAAUGAUGGACGGUCACGCAACACUUUGUCCAACUCAAUGUGAAAUGGCGUUAGUGCGCUGUCACAAAAAUCAGUCAGUAUGUUUACAUGACAUCGAUUUAUUGUGUUAGUCCGACUGAAAGCAUUUUAAAUGGAAUUUCUCAAAAUCAGACUAACACACAGAUAAUGCGAUUGGGAGUCAAAUUACUCCUGCAUGUAUACAGUCAUUUGGACCCAAACUGGCCGAGGUGAUCUGCAUAUGCUCAACAGUUUCUCCCCCAUGCUUUGGCCCGCAAGUCAAAUAGCAUUAAUUACGUAACAGAAGAACAAACCAGUGACAACAUGGCGAAAGCUCCAACCAGAUCCAUGCAUUUUUGGACAGAUGAAAUGUACAGAGCUGUAAAGUUGUCCACCGUGGUACAAGUUUGCUGCUAGCCAACAGCAGCUAACUUGCUUGUUGAUUGUUUGGUCUGUGAUGUAGUAGGUCCACCAGAAAAAGGUCCAAAUGGGGCAUAUUGCCACUUAUUGUAGUGAGGUUGAACGUACUUCAGUCAAUAAAUUGAUUCCCCUCUGUGCUUGUAUACUGGGACAAGGACAGCAGUCCUAAAUGGCCUUGUCAAGCUAUAACCGUAGCUCGAAUUAACUGUGCAUGUAAACAUAUCGACUGUUUACACUACAAAAGAUAUGUGGUCCAAUGCAUUUCCAGACCACGUCAGUGGUGGAGUGUUUGGAUCCCAACGCGCCUUGGUGGUCAUUUAAACUUGUAUUAAGGGCUGUCUAAUUGUGACUGGAUCACCCAAGAUGUAUGUUAACACCAGGUGUGAACAGACUCCAUUUUAUCAUCUGUGAUGUCAUACCCAACCUGGCAUUUUGAACAGAUUGUCAGUUAUAAAAAUUGCAAGUAGCUGAAAACAAAUGCAUAUCGUCUUCAUAUUGCUUCUUGCUAGUGAGUUAACUGUCACAGACUCCCCGCUCCUACCACAAGUCCUUUGCUGAGCAAAGUGUCCUGUGCAGCACAAGAGCAUAGUUUUUCUACUAUAAUGUGGACACAGCUUUAUACAGUCAAAGCCCAAUCUGUGUAGACACUGACAUCAUCUGGCAAUUGAACUGCUAUCUGCUGCUCUUUGUGCCAAGUUAUGGCACUUUAUUCAUACCACCGCCAUGGAUAACACUUUGUGAUUGGCUGAGAGGUGCUUUUUUAAUCAUAGUUUUGGCUCGCACUGUUUACACUGGUUUUGGAGGUGUAUCCUAAACUAUGGACAAGGUAGAGGUGAAGAAAACAUAAUGGUGACAUCUGAUAGUUUGGGUUGCAGGAUUCUAAUCAAAUCAUUUUCACAACACAAAACUUUCAAAUUUAUGUUUAAACAUGGAGUUAAUAUCACAUACACUUUACCAACCUCACUGGUGUUUAUGACAAAACAUGAUUUAUUUGGCCGAUGACUAUAAUGUGUAAAUAUGCUCCAUGCAGCAUCACAUAUUAUUGAAGACAUGUAGCUGCCACAGCCUUAAAGCUUUAUGUAUGAUAUCCAGUUAAUCAGCUGUGCUCAGUGCCAUAACCAGUUGUAUUUAUUCAAUAUGUAGCUUUAUGAAGCCCUCAGCCAGUGUACUGUAUAACUCUUAUAUAACUAAGUUCAAUAUAAAGUUCAGUCCUGUCAUGUGUUAAUGCUGCAUUGUAUACUGAAUCAAUAACUAGGCUCCAUGGUACUGCUGCUUAUUGCACUGCCCGUCUCUGUCUUCUAUUAUGCAUGUAUCGCUUAGACGCCUAUGCAAUGCCUGGCUCAAAUAGUGUCCAUUGAUACCUUAUGCAACAUAUGAAAUGACUUGAAUCUCCUGAGCACAACUGGUCCUUUACAUACAGUAUGAGUGAUAAACAUACAGAAGAAGAAUAGUUUAAGUACACUUGUUAUGCAAAAAUGCCAGUGUCUGCUCUGCUCUUGAGCGAGUCAUUCUGAAAAUAUACAAGUAAUGAUUGACAGCUAAAAGCUUCUUUUGUAAAAUUCUAUUUUAUUAAUGUUUUGAAACAGAAGGUGUCAUAUUAUUCAAAAGAGUAUUUAACCAAUGUUUUUUUUUUUUAUUAUUAUUCUGAUGAAAUAA
Messenger RNA from Epinephelus lanceolatus (giant grouper), 9336 nucleotides. It is a transcript of the gene syne3, whose product is annotated as spectrin repeat containing, nuclear envelope family member 3. Lineage: Eukaryota; Metazoa; Chordata; Actinopteri; Perciformes; Serranidae. Gene Ontology annotation, cellular component: cytoplasm; nuclear outer membrane; meiotic nuclear membrane microtubule tethering complex. The record is from RefSeq and is a predicted model, not a curated record. Gene Ontology annotation, biological process: nuclear migration. Gene Ontology annotation, molecular function: actin filament binding.